Alternaria alternata is the source of this 1148-nucleotide messenger RNA. RefSeq lists its product as hypothetical. Lineage: Eukaryota; Fungi; Ascomycota; Dothideomycetes; Pleosporales; Pleosporaceae. The record is from RefSeq and is a predicted model, not a curated record. Bases 48 to 935 code for a protein of 295 amino acids. Gene Ontology annotation, molecular function: metallopeptidase activity. The transcript has 10 exons.
UCUUGCUGUUAUAUUGAGCCAUCGCAAUAAACUUCUGUCGCGCAAACAUGGUUGCUGUACAAGUCUUAGCCUGUUUCCUCGCGACCACCGGAGGUGUCCUAGCCUCGGUAGGUGGCACUGAGGAUGCUUUGGUCUCUCCAAACGCUGAGCGUCGCAAUCUGCACGCAAAAUCCCAUUCAAGACGGGCUGACAAUGCGACUGUGCUAUUGCCUAUUGACGUUUACAUGCACGUCAUAACUCCUGGCGACAUCGAAGGAGAGGGAUAUAUUAGCGACGCGGCGCUCAGUGCGCAGAUGGAGGUCCUGAACAAUGCUUUCGAACCUGUUGGAUUCCAGUUCAAUCUUGUAAACACGACGCGCACGAUCAACGAGUAUUGGUACAACAAUCUCUUAGAAGCACGUCCGUCUGAACGAGAAGUCUCGGCAGCUCUGCGGCAGGGCGAUCUCGCUACACUAAACAUAUACAGUAUGGGUGUCGUCAACACGACAGAGACUGCCUGGGCAACGCUCCCUGCCUCGCAGGCAUCUUACGAUGGCGUCUUCCAGAACAACACAGCAUUUCUAGGGGGCAGUCGCCCUCUCAAUGAGGGAAUUACGCUUGUUCACGAAGUUGGUCAUUGGUGUGGUCUCUACCAUGUCUUCAACUUUGGCUGCGCUGUGAGCUACGACUACGUCGCAGACACGCCAAACCAGCAAGCACCCGAGGUCUCGGGUGAAUGCGACAUCGGACGCGACUCCUGCCCUGACCAGCCUGGUUUAGAUUCCAUACAUAACUACAUGUCGUACUCGGCCGACUAUUGCCGGUACGAAUUCACGCCCGGACAAAUCCAGAGGAUGCGAGAGCAGAUGGCCAAAUUCCGUGGUGUCGUGUAUCCUGGCAUUGACGUUGACAACAUCCCUGAAGACUCGAUUGAGAUUCCGCCUCCAGAAGAGUAGACGAAUAGGAAGGGGGCAACGCUUUGAUCUUGAAGGAUGCGAACUCUGGCAGUACUGUUGCGAGACUGUCCAAGGCUUUAUUGCCAAAACAGUAUAUCUACCUCGCCCACCUCACUACAAUCUUCUUCAUCUUCUUCACCUGCAUUCCAAUUGAGAAGGGAGAUUUUGAGAGUGUUGUAAGGUUCUAGCUCCGAAGCGACAGUGUGUAUUGGG